Molecule: messenger RNA, 733 nt
Organism: Maniola jurtina (meadow brown)
Lineage: Eukaryota; Metazoa; Arthropoda; Insecta; Lepidoptera; Nymphalidae
Product: dynein regulatory complex protein 8
Exons: 7
Coding region: 99-695 (198 amino acids)
Molecular function (GO): calcium ion binding
Source: RefSeq, a predicted model, not a curated record
ACCUACCUACUUAUAUAAUCUAUUUAUUUUCUAAAACGUUGUAUACAUUUGAUUUUUUGAUAUUAUUUGGAAUCUCUUAGAAUAACAUUAUAUAUAAAAUGGCUAAAAAAGAAGAACCAAAAAUUCAACCAAACAAUGAACUGGAAAAGAGGAUAAUUGAAGCUUUCGAAGUAUUUGAUCAUUCAGGAAAACAGGUCGUCGAUGUGAGAGAAAUUGGAACUAUCUUGCGCUCUUUAGGAUGUUGUCCUACUGAAGCCGAAAUCCAAGAAGUGAUUCUAGCGACCGAAAAUAAGGAAGCUACGGGAAAUAUUCCACUCAUUAACUUUCUACCUUUCAUGUGUAAAGCUAUGACGGAACAUAGAUUCUAUCCAGCAAGUGCCGAAAUGUUACUGGCCGCUUUUCGUUACUUCGACAAGGAAGCCCGUGGGUUUCUUACGAAGGAAAAAUUUGCGCAACUAAUGCUAGAGGAAGGCGAACCGUUUACUCAGGAAGAAUUCGACGAGAUGAUGCAAACGGCUCUGGAUCCAGUGACGGACACGAUUACCUACGAGUAUUAUAUCAAUCAACUGAUGGUGGCACCAAGAGACGUUUAUAAUAUAGCAGAUGAAAUAGAAGAAGAGAAACGGAGAAUAGAGGCAGCUGCUCCUAAAAAGAGGAGAGCCGCUUCUCUGUUGAAAGCUGCUGAGAAUUAUUGAGAUCAUGUUGAGGAGGAAAUCCCUGAAAAUGAUGAAGC